GUUCAUUGGCUUCGGGUGAAGGCCCUGAGGGAUCGAUGGAUUGAAGAACUUAUGGUGGUGGAACUGGAGAUGGACUGGACAUGCAACUUCUUCUUGUGCAAAGCAACCCAAUGGGAUGAACAUAUGAGGGAGUCAUCGGUGAACCAGCGUCAGGCUCAUGCCUGCUACAUGGCAAGACAA
This is a messenger RNA of Suillus paluster, 180 nucleotides long. RefSeq lists its product as uncharacterized. The transcript has a single exon. The record is from RefSeq and is a predicted model, not a curated record. The annotation marks the transcript as partial. NCBI's taxonomy places the organism in Eukaryota, Fungi, Basidiomycota, Agaricomycetes, Boletales, Suillaceae.